This is a messenger RNA of Elaeis guineensis (African oil palm), 1162 nucleotides long. RefSeq lists its product as uncharacterized. NCBI's taxonomy places the organism in Eukaryota, Viridiplantae, Streptophyta, Magnoliopsida, Arecales, Arecaceae. The record is from RefSeq and is a predicted model, not a curated record.
AAACUUUCAAAAGAGCAUCCUCUCGUCACCACUAUCUCACCCUUACGUGUCACCCAAAAACAAACCCAAGUGACGUUUCAGCAGGGCAGCUCCCCGGACCUCUAAAGGCGCUUUUGGAUACUCACAAAUUAAGGUCCACAUCAGAUGAAGAGAUUUAGAGAAGGUGAUCAGGUAGAGAGCAUCGACAUGGCUAACGUUCUCAUGCUUCUGGCUCGCGGUGGUCAAGAGAUGGGCCACUUGACCCAAGACUCGCCGGGCCGCGUUUUCGAGUGCAAGACGUGCAACCGCCAGUUCCCGUCGUUCCAAGCGCUGGGCGGCCACCGGGCGAGCCACAAGAAGCCGAGGCUGAUGGGCGAUGGCCAUGGCCAGGCCCAGAACGCGCUCGCGAAGCCGAAGCUGCACGAAUGCUCCAUAUGUGGGCUGGAGUUCGCCAUCGGGCAGGCCCUGGGGGGCCACAUGAGGCGCCACCGGCCCGCAACCGAGGGGUUAAGGCCGGGACUCGCGGAGAAGAAGCCUGAUGGGAAGAGGGUGCUGUGGCUGGACCUCAACCGGCCGCCGACGGAGCUGCUAGACAACGUGGAGUGCCGGAAAGUAGGGCUUAGUUUCGAGUUUGUUGAGAAGACUUCUAUGGUGGUGGAUUGCUUCCACUAAAUUUAAUCUGCCAUGACCUUUGGGUUAUUGGUUUUUUUUUUUUCUUUUUUUCUUGUUUAGUAUAUAGUACCUUAGAGAUGAGAUACUCGAAUACUCUCUUUUUUUUUUUUUAAUCUUUCCUUUUCUUUUCUUCUGGACUUGGAUAAAGGUUUGGGUUGCAUAGUUCACAUGAAAGAAUGAUUCACCUUCCCUUGGAUCACACAAUAUCUGCUUCGAGGUUUGUGCAGACCGAUAAAAAAAAGAUGUUGGAGUGCUUUGAGGUCCAUGCAAGCAGCGAUCAAAUGGUUGACAUCUUCAAAAAAAAUCAAUAAUUCUUUGAUGCGAAAGCUACAACCCAAACCUAUGAAUAUUGUGGAUGUUUGGAACCAUAUAGAUACAUGAUUGACCUCGAGUGGACAUGCCUCACGUGCUUCUCUGGUCAAGGAAGAAGGUGCUAGAGGGGCCUGUAAAAUUUUGGCUAAUUUAAUUGGGUUUAUAAAUGGUAAGUUUGAGCAUGUUGUUCGCCCCUGAA